AUGAAGACAGUGUUCAUCAUACCUAUCGUUGUGGGAUCGGUGCUGAUAGUAAUAGUAUUACUAUGGUUGAUAUAUAGACGAUGUGUAGGAGUGGAGGUUUCCGUAGAGAUUGAAAUUGGCGGAGUCGGAGACAACAAUAAUAAUUCCGAUUUGGAAGCUGGAGAUGGCAAAACAGAAAUAUUGCAUAAUGAUCAGGCUAGUGAUGGAAAUAUGUACCAUUGGAUUAGCACUAAUACCUUAGAACAAGGAGGAGGAAAAGGAGAAGAAGGAGAGACUGGCGAGGGGAGAGGAGGAGGAGGAGGAGAGGAUUGUGGUGGCGGAGGAGUCGACUCCGGUCAUCAUGGCGGUGCCGCCGGAGGCCAUGGACAUGGAGGUGGAGGAAGAGGAGGAAGUGGUGCAGUUGAAAGUGGAGGUGAAGGUGGAGGAAGUAGUAAUGUUGAAAGUGGAAGUGGAGGAGGGGGUAGUACUUUUGACCAUGGAGGAGGACAUUCCGGUGGUGGAGGAGGAUAUUCCGGCGGAGGAGAUCAUUUUAGUGGCGGUGGAGGAGGAUAUUCCAGUGGAUAUUCCGACGGAGGAGGAUAUUCAGGUGGAGGUUACAGUGACAGUGGAGGCUUCAGCGGUGGCGGCGGGGGAGAUUAUUUUAGUGGCGGUGGAGGAGGGAGCAUGUGGUGA
This is a messenger RNA of Ziziphus jujuba (common jujube), 672 nucleotides long. Its product is annotated as glycine-rich cell wall structural protein 1.8. The record is from RefSeq and is a predicted model, not a curated record. The coding region runs from base 1 to 672 and encodes 223 amino acids. The transcript has a single exon. Lineage: Eukaryota; Viridiplantae; Streptophyta; Magnoliopsida; Rosales; Rhamnaceae.